Messenger RNA from Arachis stenosperma, 801 nucleotides. Its product is annotated as calmodulin-like protein 30. The transcript has a single exon. Gene Ontology annotation, molecular function: calcium ion binding. NCBI's taxonomy places the organism in Eukaryota, Viridiplantae, Streptophyta, Magnoliopsida, Fabales, Fabaceae. The record is from RefSeq and is a predicted model, not a curated record. Bases 52 to 558 code for a protein of 168 amino acids.
AUCAUAACGCGAAGAAGAAAAAUAUACAUUAUUUUGUAUCCAAGUAGAAAAAUGUCCAAGUUUAGUUUCCUUAAGUCUAAUUCUAGGCUAUCAUCUCCAAACAAGAACAGCUUUACAUCAAGAAGAGGGAGUUUGAAGCCAAAAGCAGAGGAAAUGAAAUGGGUGUUCGAGAAAUUCGACAGCAACAAAGAUGGAAAGAUAUCAGUCCAAGAGUAUAAAGCUGCUGCAAAGGCCUUGGAUAGAGGAAUGAGUGAUGGUGAGGCGGCGAAGGCAUUCGAAUUGAUGGACAAAGAUGGAGACGGAUUCAUUGAGUUGAAUGAGUUGAUGGAGAUGUUUGGUGAAGGUAGCAUGAAGGAAGCAGAGAUGAAGAAGGCUUUCGAGGUGUUCGACUUGAAUGGCGAUGGGAAGAUCAGUGCUGAGGAGCUGUCACAGGUUCUGAAGAGGCUUGGCGAGGGUUGCAGCCUGAGUGCUUGUAGGAAGAUGGUGAAGGGUGUUGAUGGUUUUAUUGACUUUAAUGAGUUCACCACCAUGAUGACCACCACUAACAAUGAAGUUUAAUGGGCCGGGCCGAUCCAUCUAUGUUUGGCCCAAUUGAUAUUAUAAUAAUGUACAAGAUGAGAAUGGUGCAUAAUUGUUAUUAUCUGGUUACAGCUGCCCGUGUGAAUUUCGAAAUUUGAAAGCAUGUACAUCGCUUCUUCUUCCGCUUUAUUCUAUCCAUGUACAAUCCGUGUAUACGGAGACAUCAAGAUAAUAAACACUAUCAAUUAACAUUUAAAGCACACAGAUUCUGCAUUUUCAUUA